Molecule: messenger RNA, 975 nt
Organism: Haemorhous mexicanus (house finch)
Lineage: Eukaryota; Metazoa; Chordata; Aves; Passeriformes; Fringillidae
Gene: SCT
Product: secretin
Exons: 6
Coding region: 178-690 (170 amino acids)
Biological process (GO): brain development; positive regulation of somatostatin secretion; positive regulation of pancreatic juice secretion
Cellular component (GO): extracellular region
Molecular function (GO): hormone activity
Source: RefSeq, a predicted model, not a curated record
CAGAAUCAAGUAAAAACCAAGUGGGAGGAUUUGAUUUGGGGUUAGCAAGUGCCAUCUUGAGAGACUGCAGGCCAGUGAUGAAAGUUUGUUUCUUUGCAGGAAGAAGGUAAAAAAUAAAGGCGUGUAUUAUAAAUUACAGGUAGAGCUGCUGCCUGAUCCUUGAGGAAGGGAGAGAAUAUGGUUUCCAUUAUGACAACUCUGUGGCAAUUAAUUAUUCCCAUGAUUGUCCUGUCCCACUUCUCAGCAUCUCUGCCAUCCUGGGAGAGGAUGGAGCGCCACGCGGACGGGCUGUUCCACAGCGAGCUCAGCAAGAUGAACAGCAAUGCCUACGUGCAGCAGUUGGUCAAGCACCUCGUGGGGCUCAAGGACAGGUCCCUGAGGCACUCGGACGGGCUGUUCACCAGUGAGUACAGCAAGAUGAGAGGCAAUGCCCAGGUUCAGAAAUUCAUCCAAAACCUCAUGGGCCGCAAGCGCAGCUCUCCUGGCCCAGUCAACACAGACAUGCAGGAGAGAGAGGGAGUAAACAAACCUGAGGAACUUUGCUUUCUCUGGUUGUACCAGAGCUUUCUGAACACCAGCCGCUCGGACAAAGAUGCCAGAGAGGCUGCUGCCAUCACCAGCCAGUACAUUUGCCCCUUCUCUAAGCAGCUGGUUGCAGACCUGAAGGAAGAUAUAAAUGGUUCUGAAUGAAGGUGAAAGGAAAAAAACAGCCAAGGAGGCAGCUUUGCACAUGUAUGGCCUUGAAAAUAAACAAGGAAGCUCUUGCUUAGGAAACACUGUUGAGAUAGUCAAAUAAAUAACAAUAAUCCUGUAAAGCAGUCAAAAACCAAUGAAACCUCUGAGAUUAUCCAAAGUGAAAUGUAUGUGGGUGUGUACUGCUGUCAGUAGAUGGAGCCUGGGUGAAGCACAUCCCUUCCACUCUGUGUUGGCAUCUGGCUGCUUGCCUCUGAUCCCAAAUAAAAAUGGUUAGCUGUG